AUGGGCGACGGCACAGUUGUCGGCGCACUCCGCGCCCCCCUCGACCUCUCCAAGCUCGUCCCCUACCUCGAGCAGAACGUGGACGGCUUCCAGGGCCCUGUCGAGCCCAAGCAAUUUGGCUUCGGCCAGUCCAACCCCACCUACCUCCUCGAAACACCCAGCAAGAAAUACGUGUUGCGCCGCGCACCACUGGGUAAACUGCUGUCCAAGACGGCUCACCGCGUCGACCGCGAAUUCGUCAUCCUCAAUGCUCUGAACCAGUACAAUGCCCGGCUUCCGCCCCAGUCUGCCCGUCGUGUGCCCGUGCCAGAAGUUUAUGCGCUCUGCAUGGACCCAGAGGUCGCGGGGGCGCCCUUCUAUCUCAUGGAGUUUAUCAAGGGCCGUAUCUUCACGGAUGUGCGCAUGCAGAGUCUGCCGCGCGAGGAGCGGGAUGCUUGCUGGCACGCCGCCAUCGCCACCCUCGCAAAGUUGGCCACCGUUCCCAUCGCCGACCUGCAGCUGGACAAGUCGUUCGCAGCCGACCCGCUCGCCAAGCCCUACUUCCCGCGCCAAGUCAAAUCACUCAUGAAAGUAUCGGACGCGCAGAGCGCCACGCCAGUCAAGCAGAACGGCGGCAAGCCCCUCGGCGACAUCGAGCACGCGCAGGACCUCCGGCACUACUUUGAGAAGGGAGCGCAGGUCGUUGCGCGUGCUGAGACUAUGCAUGGCGCAUCGGUGGUUCACGGCGACUACAAGAUUGACAAUGUUAUCUUCCAUCCCACCGAACCCCGCGUUAUCGGCAUCCUCGACUGGGAACUGUGUACUCUCGGAUCGCCGCUCGCCGACUUGGGUAACGUCCUCAUGCCAUUCUCAUUUACGCCUGUCACGCGUGGUGACUUGGACCGGCUAGGCCUCAAGCCCGACGGCCUGACCAACCUCAUGAUCGGGCUCAAGGGUCUUCCCUCGUCCGAGACUGGGAUUCCUCAAGUAUCGCAGCUCGAGCGGUGGUGGGUCGACGAGAUGAAUGCCGGUUAUAAGUGGCAUGCGGCCCACUCGCCGUCGAUGAAGGGCAAGGCGUCUUCGCCUGCGCCAUGGAGUUACCCCAUCGCCGGACUCGAGUGGGUGCGCGCGUGGAUGCUCUGGCGGCUGGCCAUUAUCGCGCAGGGCAUCGCUGCCCGUGCAGCGCUCGGACAGGCUAGCAGUGCCACUGCCAGCCCCAGUAGGGAGAGGUUUGACUUCUUCGGCCGGAUGGCGUAUCGCGCCAUGGUGGAUGGUGACAAGGCCGAAGACAUCAGUGCCAAGUUGUAG
This is a messenger RNA of Cutaneotrichosporon cavernicola, 1287 nucleotides long. RefSeq lists its product as uncharacterized. Bases 1 to 1287 code for a protein of 428 amino acids. NCBI's taxonomy places the organism in Eukaryota, Fungi, Basidiomycota, Tremellomycetes, Trichosporonales, Trichosporonaceae. The record is from RefSeq and is a predicted model, not a curated record. The transcript has 4 exons.